GCUUGGAGGACGCUUUCAGUAGCCUUAUAUUGCCCUCUUUUCGGCAUUAUCCCCUCCGCGCGUCUUUGUUCGAAUCCCAGCGAUUCUCGCGAAACAGAUGGUGUCCCGCACGCGCUCCCUUCGUCCAAUCGCUUGUGCCAGAAUCAGCUGACUCGCGCGGACAGCGCCAGGUGCGCGAGCCAGUUAUUUUCUCUGUGAAGCGCGUGCCGCUCCAGUGUGCAGACACCACCGGUGGCAUAUCGCCGUUGUCUCUAAUCGGACCAUGCGGAGAAUCCGUGUGGACAUAACUAAGGGGUACCCGAAUAAAACAUAUGGCUGAAGGGUUCGCGUCGUAUGGAGUUGAGGAGCAGCACGGUACAAACAAAUAAGUCUCACAUCGCCUUCUGGAUUGUUCCCCUUGUUUAUUCUCGUUUCUCUGUGUAAGGACAUUGCACGCACUGAGGGAGGAGGCCAGUAGAACUGAAACGUGCACGCCAAAGAGACCCAGUUGCACUGACCUGAUAUCAGACUGCCUGAGUCUACAGGGAAUCUUCUGGGGAAACUACCACUUUGAAUUUCUGUGCCACUGUUACUCAAGUUUUUAAAGUAUAAAAGGUUGAUGCAGUUACACUUCUGAACACUUGAUGAAAGUCUCACCAUACAGCCCAAAUCUUUUUGCUUCUUUGGGAAUCCAACCCAUUUUUGAUCAGAGUUGCUAAAAUGGCUAUAGGGAAUGCAUUCUGUGUUGCUCAGCCUUGUUUCAUUUUUAUAUUGGCAAUACUUACAUUCUCUUCUGUUGAUGCUACAGAGUGUCCGCAACUAUGUGUAUGUGAAAUCCGGCCAUGGUUCACACCCCAGUCUACUUACAGGGAAGCUAUAACUGUAGACUGCAAUGACCUUCGUCUUACACGCAUCCCUGGAAAUUUGUCAAGUGACACGCAGGUGUUGCUGUUGCAGAGUAACUACAUUGCCAGGACAAGUGAGGAACUGGAGCAGUUGCUAAAUCUGACUGAACUGGAUCUUUCCCAGAACAACUUUACCAACAUUCAUGAUAUAGGCCUGACCAACAUGUCCCAGCUCACCACACUACAUCUGGAGGAGAACCAGAUUGUUGAGAUGCCUGACUUCAGCCUUCAGGACCUUACAAACCUUCAGGAGCUUUAUAUAAACCACAAUCAAAUUAGUUCCAUUGCAGCUAAUGCAUUUGCUGGUUUGCUCAGCUUGCUAAGGCUGCAUCUGAACUCAAACAAGCUCAAAGCUAUUGAUAGUCGCUGGUUUGAAUCAACGCCUAACCUUGAGAUCCUAAUGAUUGGGGAAAAUCCUGUUGUUGGUAUUCUGGAUUUGAAUUUUAAACCUCUUGUUAACCUUAGAAGUUUGGUAUUAGCGGGGAUGGAACUUACUGAUAUACCUGGCAAUGCUUUUGUUGGACUGGACAAUCUUGAGAGCCUCUCUUUCUAUGAUAAUAAACUUGUGAAUGUUCCUCAAAAUGCUCUUCAGAAACUAGCAAAUCUGAAAUUUCUGGAUUUGAACAAAAACCCUAUACACAAAAUCCAGGAGGGGGACUUUAAAAACUUGUUAAAGCUUAAAGAACUUGGUAUUAAUAAUAUGGGGGAGCUUGUCUCUAUUGAUCGUUUUGCCCUGGAUAAUCUGCCAGAAUUGACCAAACUUGAGGCCACCAAUAACCCCAAGUUGUCGUACAUUAGCCGAAUAGCAUUCCGUGAUGUUCCAUCUCUUGAGAGUCUCAUGCUCAACAACAAUGCCCUAAACUCUGUUUACCUGGCAACAGUAGAAUCUUUACCCAACCUGCGGGAGAUCAGCAUUCACAGCAACCCAUUGCGGUGUGAUUGUGUUAUCCAAUGGAUGAGUUCAAAUAAAACAACCAUACGAUUUAUGGAACCUCUUUCAAUGUACUGUGCAAUGCCACCUGAGGCCAGAGGCCAGCGCAUGAGAGAUGUACUUUCACAUGAAUCUGCUGAGCAGUGUUUGCCAAUGAUAUCCCAUGAUACCUUCCCUAACCAUCUUAACCUGGAUAUUGGCAUGGCCGUAGACCUUGACUGUCGUGCAAUGGCAGAGCCUGAACCAGAGAUAUACUGGGUGACACCAUUAGGUAACAAGGUCAUGAUGGAUACUGUGUCUGAUAAGUACCAUCUGAACAGUGCCGGAACACUACAUAUAUCAAACAUUCAGGCUGACGAUUCUGGCCGCUACACCUGUGUUGCUCAGAAUACCGAGGGUGCUGACACCAGGGUGACUGCAAUCCGGGUCAAUGGUACUCUCCUGGACAGCACUCAGCUUAUGAAAAUAUAUGUGAAACAGACGGAGUCCCACUCAAUACUGGUGUCCUGGAAGGUAAACUCCAAUGUAAUGACUUCUAACCUCAAGUGGUCUUCAGCCACCAUGAAGAUUGACAACCCCCACAUCACCUACACAGCCAGAGUCCCUGUAGAUGUUCAUGAGUAUAAUCUGACACACCUUCAACCAGCUACUGAAUAUGAGGUCUGUCUCUCAGUUUCCAAUAUUCACCAACAGACUCAAAAGUCUUGUGUAAAUGUCACAACAAAACAUUCCACUUUUGCUGUAGAAAUAUCUGACCAAGGCACCAACACAGCUCUUGCUGCUGUCAUGGGUACAAUCCUGGCUAUCAUAAGCCUGGGGUUCAUCUCUGUCUAUAUUGCCAAGAGAUGGAAAAGGAAGAAUUACCACCACUCCCUCAAAAAGUACAUGCAGAAAACCUCUUCAAUUCCUCUUAAUGAGCUAUACCCGCCUCUCAUCAAUCUGUGGGAUGUAGACACUGAAAAGGACAAAGAUGGCUCCUCAGAGCCAAAGCCAAGCCAGGUUGACACAACAAGAAGCUAUUACAUGUGGUGAAGUCCAUAAAACUGUUGUUUUGGAGCACAAAGACACGUUUUACUUAUUUGUGCAAAAAUGAAAGUGGAUUUCUUCUCUGCAUUGCUUGUUUGAAACAACUACACUGCCAGUCAAAAGUUUUUGAACAAAUGGAGUUUUUGUGUUAUGUUUUAUUACAGUGUUGCAAAAUUAAACAAGUGCUUUUAUUUUGCUUUGUUAUAAUGUUUUAUUAAAGGCAAAUGCACUUGUUUGGUGAACCAGUUACUGCAAGACUGUAAGCCUAUAUAAGUGUGCACUGAGACUGUGAUCCUGCAGGACUCAGCAAAAAAGGUGUGGGAGCAGGUGGUUUUUAAUUUCAUGUGGGUGGGAGCAGGCAGUGAGAUAUGAAGGACAAAGCAAGGCCACAUUCAUUAACAUGGGAGCAUACAGAGUGCUCACGUGAAACAGGGUACAUUUAUGUUCAGUAACUGUUUUAAUAUUUAGGGUGACAAUGGUUUAAAUGACUAAUUUGUAUAUAUUUUAGGAAAUAGAACCAGUUUAGAUCCUUAGAAAAUAUUGCGAGUCAGUGCAAAAAAUAAUAAUCAUUAUAACAGAAAUAAUUACAAAAACAGGCUGGAUUGGUCUGUAGCAGCAGGCAGGAUUAGCCACAAGUGUCUGCGUGAUUGGUAAGAAUUUCUUCAGGGGGAGAUGGGGGAAAAAACAGUCCCCCAAACACCUCUACUACAAGUGCCUAAUUAGAAUUAUCCAGGAGUUUCCAGUUAGAUCUAAGUUUUUCCCAAUAAAAUAAAAUACUAUCAAUGUUUCUCAGUUCAUUUAUAACUAUUUCUUACUUAGAUUUUCUAAUUGUAGAGUAUUUACCUUGAACCCUUUUUUUUUUCUUUACUUUAACCAAAAGUUUGAAUAGAGGGAUUCAGAAACUUUUGAUUGGCAGUGUAAAUGGACUAAUGAUUCAUAUAUUUUAGUAGAGCAUAUUACUUUUUCUUCUUAGCUCAAUAUUGCAGCUUUGUUUAGUUUCUGAGACACGUUAGUAGCUGUGCUUUUUAUGUUCAGUAUAUUUUAAUAGCACAGCAUAGAUAAUGUCAAAGAUUAUUUUGGGGUCAGUUGAUGCUGUAGCAGUUUGAUGCAGUACUAUACAAAUGUCUUUGGCAGUAUUCAUAUAGAAUGUAAAGUUUCUUUUUCUCUUUUGUAAAACAGUUUAUCUGUUGUGCACUGAAAUAUAUUAAGAAUUUUGUCCAUGGACUACAGUGUAAGCUGACAAAAUGAUUUUAGACUUGAGAUACUGUCUAUUAAAUGAUGUUAGCAAUUGUUCUGUAAUGUUGUAUCAACUAUAAUUUUAACUUUUUUUAAUCAAACAUUAAAUUUUGAUUUAGAACUUAAAGGUAAUAGUUCUACAUUUUGGAUUUGUUUUUAAACAUAUUCAAGGUAAUACUAAUACAUUAAUCAGUAGCAUUUUCUACUUCUCUGCAUGUGGUUUGAUUGUCAGAGAUGCCUAGUUCUACUUCCACCAGGGUGCUUUCUUUCCGAAACAAGUGUGCUCAUUUCCUACAAUACCAAUAGAAAAUUUGUCAAUUUAUAAAAAAUGUAUUUUUAUUCUCAGUAGGGUACCGUAUUAAUAAAUCGAGAGAUUGUCAUCCUCACUAAAGUACAGUACCAAUGGAUUAAUUGAAUGAGGAUUAGCAUCACACUUACUGUCAUCAUUCAUCCUAAAACAAUGCAGCACCACUUAUUUUAAGCGCUGUCCAGGGAAUAAAUUUUCCAGGGAACGCUUUCAGAAGUGUUAUGUAUGAUCCAUUGUGAUGACAUUGCUAUGCGGUCUACACAACUUCCAGAUGGAAACGCUUCUGGUUGUCUGAAACAUUAGAACGUAGAAUAGUACGUUACAUGUUUAACCGUGGUUCUGUGACUAAGUGGAGGACUGUCCAGCCAUCUGAGUCAAUCAGGUGAAUAAGAAUGGCCAGAGGAUUAGCAUGACGUAGCAGGGGCCUUUUAUAGGCUACACAUGUGAGGUCACAGUUAGAGUCAGGAGUAUAUAUAUAUAUAUAUAUAUAUAUAUAUAUAUAUAUAUAUAUAUAUAUAUAUAUAUCAUGUUAAUAUUGUUUGCUUGUAUUUCCUUAUUUGUAAGCAGAUUUGGAUAAAAGCGUCUGCUAAAUUAACAAGCACACACAAACUCACAAACUAGUUCUGAAAGGAAGCCACCCUUGUGGAAAGCAUGGUUACAAUCAUAACCUAUUAUUUGGCUUUUUAGCUUAGUUCCCCUCAAGUGUAGUUUAGUUUAGUUUGUAGCAAAGCAAAGAAGGAAUUCAUAUUUUCUAAGGAUUUUUUAAAUGCCGUUUUACAGUACACGUUGUACUGACAUUUCAUAAACUUUGUCAUAGUCACUACAGAGGUAGCAGCACCAAUAGUUGUUGCCGUAGUAUUUAUGAUACAGGAAACACCUGAAAACUUUUUUUUUUCAUUUUUUGCUAUGCCUCCUUUUUUUUUCCUUUUUUUUUUAUAUAGCAAAAACUAUAGUCAGAUCAAACAUGAAUAAAAUUCAGCCAGUGAAAAAGAGCAGUUCACUGAAGGGGAAAGAACAGAGGACACAGGAGAAAGGAUCUUUCUAUUGGUUGUUACUUUGGCAUCAAUUUUAUCUAGAUGGACCUUUUUUUCAUUUGAAAUGGGAUUGUCAUCUCUCUAGUUGGCAAAAAAAUAAAUAAAUUGAGCCUUCACUAAUUAUUAAGUAGCGGUCAUACUGGACAUUUGUCUUGUUAUUUUCUUAAUCCAAGUAUCAAGUUGCACAUUUAUUGCCACAUGCUCAACACGCAUCUCUCUCUGGUUGAUGUUGAUUAUAUUACGUGGACAUGGAUUUGGCCGAAAAAAAGAUUAACCUUCAUGAAGGCAUUGUCUUUUUGGCUAAACGCAAUUUAGCAGCAGCACUCGUUUGCAUAAUGUUCAGCUUUGCUGAAGUUUUGCCACCACACAGUAGUAAGACAAGAUUCACUGCAACAUAACCAUCAUGUACCACACAAAUUUGACGUAACUCCACUGUAAUGAAUAGCAUCCAGCUCAGCGAAGAUGCACAUGAACAUGUGCCAUUACAGUUGCAUGGCACACAUCCAGGAAAAAUACAGCUAAAUAUAAUUACCCCUACAUUGCACUUGUGUAUCAACAGACAGGUCAUUCAAUAAUGAAAGUACAGGGUAGGAUGUGCCGUGUGUCACCAUUUAAUAUUUUUCUUUCAAUAUGUAAGCCGUCAUAAUUUUCCUGUUUGGGCAGGCAAGUUUGAUAUUUUCCUUUCAUGCUGGUAAUAAAAGUGUAAAUACCAAUUUUUAUACUAUAUCGGAUGCUUAGAUCUACAAAUGUCUACAAAAAGUGAGUUUAUGAACAGUAGAAAUCUUUCACUACAGUUGUAGACAGUUUAUUAUUACGUGUAAUAUCUGACAUGGACCGGACUGCAGAUCGGACAUGUACUUCUGUUAAUUUUGUAACAAUUGUAUAAAGUCAGCAUAUACACUCAGCUGGUUGCUUAUAAAUCCAAACUUUUGUGGUAAACUUUUUUCUGUUUGCCUGCUAGGAUUUUCUUGUUAGCAAUGUUGGCACCUCUGCCAGUACCUAGUACUUAUUACAGUUUUUGCGUACACUGUAGCUGUUAAAUAAAAUAAUUUGGUUAUAUUAUUAUGAGUUUAUGCAUUUAAAUAACUGCACAAAGACAGGAAGAAAUAGUGUCAUAUUUCAAGUCUGAAUACAUGGGGAAAAGAUUUAUUGCAAAGAAAUGUAUCUGUUCAUUAAUGAUUGCAGGUAUGAAUUGUAAAGCAGCAAUAGAAAACUGACUGUUUAACAAUUAGGUGAAAGUACUGCUUUUUACUUUUUUAUUUGCUAGGGUUAGUUAUUGGGCCCUUGAUUUGCUGUGAUUUAUACAUGCUUGCAUAUUAAGAUGCAAACAAAAAUAAAAUACAGUUUUGUUCCAAUAUUUUCAUACAAAAAAUGUUCAAAU
Ictalurus punctatus (channel catfish) is the source of this 6799-nucleotide messenger RNA. RefSeq names its product leucine rich repeat neuronal 1 (gene lrrn1). NCBI's taxonomy places the organism in Eukaryota, Metazoa, Chordata, Actinopteri, Siluriformes, Ictaluridae. The coding region runs from base 700 to 2847 and encodes 715 amino acids. The transcript has 2 exons. The record is from RefSeq and is a predicted model, not a curated record. Gene Ontology annotation, molecular function: protein binding.